Desarmillaria tabescens is the source of this 1803-nucleotide messenger RNA. RefSeq names its product POT family-domain-containing protein. The record is from RefSeq and is a predicted model, not a curated record. Gene Ontology annotation, molecular function: transmembrane transporter activity. Gene Ontology annotation, biological process: transmembrane transport; oligopeptide transport. NCBI's taxonomy places the organism in Eukaryota, Fungi, Basidiomycota, Agaricomycetes, Agaricales, Physalacriaceae. Bases 1 to 1803 code for a protein of 600 amino acids. Gene Ontology annotation, cellular component: membrane. The transcript has 16 exons.
AUGGCUGGAAUACAAGUCGAGGCUGAUUUGGCUGCCCUCAGUCAUGUCAAGGAGAAGGAGGAUGAGGAUGAGAAGGGCGUUCCUUCCGACGUUGCUACCUCCGAACAUGGUCAUGAACUCGAUGGUAUUCAUGAUGGGCUGGAGUUCCCUACCGACGAAGAACGGGCAACACUGCGCAGGGUUUCCGACUCUAUCCCAUGGAAUGCGUAUCUAAUCGCUAUUGUAGAGUUGGCUGAGCGAUUUUCUUACUACGGAUGUCAAGUAGUAUUCACCAACUUUAUUCAACAACCCUUACCAGAAGGCUCACACACCGGUGCUGGAUUUACGAAUGGUCAAUCCGGUGCUCUUGGACGUGGUCAGCGGGCGUCUACCGGUCUCAACACCUUUUACCAGUUCUGGGUCUAUGUCACACCAUUGUUUGGAGCUUAUAUUGCGGAUACGUACUGGGGACGGUUCAAUACAGUCUGUUUCUCUGUCUUCGUCGCUCUUAUUGGACAUAUCAUCCUAAUUGUAUCCGCUGUCCCUGGCGUCAUUGAGAAAGAGAGUGCAAUAGGCGCAUUCUCGGUCGCGUUGAUUGUGAUGGGGAUUGGAACGGGUUUCUUCAAGUCUAAUAUCUCUCCUUUGGUCGCGGAACAAUACAGGCGCACGAAGCUAUUUGUAACCACAACGAGAACAGGAGAACGUGUCAUUGUAGAUCCCGCUUUGACCAUUUCGAGGAUCUAUAUGUAUUUUUAUCUCUUCAUUAACAUCGGUGCUCUCAUCGGACAAAUCGCAAUGACAUAUGCAGAGAAGUAUGUCGGCUUUUGGCUUGCCUUCACUCUACCCACCAUUAUUUUCCUCCUUUGUCCUCUCGUGCUGUGGUUCGGCAGGAAAAGGUAUAUCCGAAGUCCACCCACCGGAUCUGUCCUCGGAACCGCCAUGAAGCUCUGGUUGUAUGCGGCGAAGGGUCGAUGGAGCAUCAAUCCGAUAAAGACCUAUAAGAAUAUGACCGCUGCAAAUUUCUGGGAAAACGUCAAACCGAGCAAACAAGCAGGAAAGAAACCAGCGUGGAUGAACUUUGAUGAUCAAUGGGUUGACGAAGUUCGGCGUGGUUUCAAGGCUUGCAGUGUGUUCCUCUGGUAUCCUAUCUACUGGUUGACUUACAAUCAACUGAACGCAAACCUGAUAUCGCAAGCGGCCACUAUGACCACCAAUGGCCUCCCAAAUGACGUUCUGUCGAACUUGGAUCCGUUUGCUCUCAUCAUAUUCAUCCCGAUCUGUGAUGUACUGAUUUAUCCCGCCUUACGACGCGGGAGAGUCAAUUUCAGUGCAUUGAAGAAAAUUUGCGCUGGGUUUGCGACAGGUGCCGCCGCGAUGAUUUGGUCAGCUGUUGUUCAGCAUUACAUCUAUAAGACAAACCCAUGUGGCUAUUCUGCUGGGACGUGCGAAACUGCAGACGGACACCCAUUAGUUUCUCCAUUGAACGUCUGGAUUCAGACCGGCUCGUACGUCCUCAUAGCAUUCAGUGAGAUCUUAGCGUCCAUCACGGGUUUGGAAUAUGCAUUCACGAAGGCUCCCACUAACAUGCGGUCUUUGGUCAUGUCGGUUUUGACUUUCACGAAUGCAUUUUCUGCCGCCAUAGGAGAAGCUUUCGUGUCCUUGUCUUCCGACCCACUGUUAGUUUGGAACUAUGGCGUCAUGGCCACGAUUGCAGGUGUAGCGGGUAUAGUCUUCUGGUUUGCCGUCAGGAAAUUGGAUGCCGAGGAGGACAGGCUGAACAAUAUGCAAGAAGGACACAUGGAAGCUUCGAAGCCGGAAGCGUAA